UACAGAGUUCCGGAGUGGAGAGUGAGACUGCAGUGCCCGUGCUUUGGGUGGGGCACUGGGGCUCCAUGUCUGCGUUUAAUGAAGGGGGACCUAGGACUGCUCUGUCAUCAGCAUGGGAUCCAGCACAAAAUCCACAAGGGAGGUCGUCCUGACAUUCUGGAUCACGUUACGGCUGUUCCUCAUCUGCUGCCCAGGAACAGAUGCUCUACCAGGCAGCAAGAACGAGGCACCGGCGGCAACUAUUGAGGCGCUACUGGGUCAAAAUGUCACCAUCCCCUGUCUUCUAAAUGUCAACAGCGCUAAAGAUCUGUAUCUGAGAACUGUCAGCGUACGCUGGUCUCUCACAACUGCAAAUGGAAGUGAAGUAUCUGUGUAUCGCUAUGACAAGCUCCAACAUGACCCAAUCAGGAAAGGCUCGAAAAUAGAGGACAGCAACCUCAGAAAAGGCAACGCCAGUCUCUGCAUACCACACCUACAGCUCAGCGAUGAAGGGAAAUAUAAAUGCAUCAUUAUUGCUACGCCUGAUAAAGCAGAGGCUACCUCUAACGUACAGUUGUCAGCUAAGCCAGACUGUGUCCUGAGUGUCCCCGAGCUGGAGCUGAAUCCUGGCGCUGAGAAGUCUGUUACAUGCUACGUCAGACACUAUUACCCGGGAUCCGUGGAUGUACAUUGGGUGAAGUACAGUAAAGGUCCCUCCGAGCAGUAUGCCCUGGAUAGCGAUACCUGCAUCACUGUUCCAGAUGAGAAUGAAGACGGAACCUUCAAUGUCACUAACAAGCUGUCUGUGAGACCUAAGAGCCGACGUGAGGACGGAGAGAUAUAUUCCUGUAUUGUGACCCACAGAUCACUGAGCACCCGAAUUACUGCUAACUUUACUCUGUCAGUGCGAGAGGCAGACAUUGUUCCCACUGUACUUGGGACAUGUAUACCAAUAUUCCUGCUUCUCCUAAUUGUAGCUGCAACAGGCCUUUGUCUAUGGUAUAAGAAAGAAAUACCUGAGGUUUCAUCAAUUGCGGCAACUGAAUUUAUUGAACUAAGCCAUAUGAAGAAGACAACUCUGUCCUGUCAUAUAUCAGGUUUCAGACCAAAAGCUCUCGACAUAGGGAUAUUUCUCCAGAGAGUCGCUGAUAUGAACAGGAGGGAGAUAUAUACCUGGAAUUCCAUAAACUCAGUAAGAGCAAGUCCCAACACUGGGAAUGUCAGUGAACCUCUCCUGGAACGUGGUUCUAUUAAUAAUAAUAAACCAUUGCAAUUGUACAUGGAAACUAUUAUGUCAUCGACAAAACAGGGAAAGUUAUUCUCACAUUUCAGCUGUCAGUGCUCUAUACAUAUCACUCCCACCUUUGGAACAGAUGACGGUGCGCUCCUCGAGGUAGAAGUGAAGCACACCUCACUGAAAGAGCCUGUAUGUAGACAGGUACGACUGAAGGUGAUCGGAGCUCCUCCCAUAUUAUCCAGCAUCAUCGCCCCACAGUACCAGCGGCACGGGGAUCAUGUGAAUCUUACUUGCCGCAUGACGAAAUUUUACCCGGAAAAGAUACAUGUUACCUGGGUGAAAGAGGAUUUGCUGAUGCACAAAGCACCACUUGUGAUGUAUGAAGGAGACAAAAAAUAUGAAGCCAAAUAUGAAGUAAAAAACGAGAGCGACAACGAGACGGUUUCCUGCAGCUUGUUCUCGACAUUGGGAUUUAUUAUAGAUGUGAAGGACGAUCAUGGAGUGAAAUACAUUUGCAGAGUCAAACAUCUCGCAACAAAUCACACAGCACAGUCUGACAUGGAGAUGUACGUUACAGCUGAACCAGUGUUGGAUCCAGUACAGAGCAACCUCAACGGGGACCAGAUGGAGCUUUCCUGCAGAAUUCAUUCAUUUCACCCGCAACACUUACAAGUUACGUGGUGCAAGGAGAAUGAAGUUUUGUCAUCUACAGAGACGGUAGCCAACACAGACAAUAGAGGACUCUUUUAUGUCACCAGCUCUGUGACCUAUACUGUUAGAUUGGAGGACUUUGGGAGAAUAUUUAAAUGUAAAGUUGAUCACCAGAGUUCAUGCCCUCGAAGUGUUGAAUGGAAAUUGGAACAAGCUGGGGAACAAGGUAAAGAAAAUCCAAAUGGAGACAGUAUUGAAGAAUAAGCCCUAUUGUGAAGAGCACACAUUGGGAGAGAUAACAGCAGAUACCAUCCAUCAAUUGCUCGCUAGCCUAAUAUCAAAGAGCAGAACCUAGUAAUUACCAGUCCAAUAUACAGAUACAGAGCCUAUUACACUAUGCCACCGCCCAGGGAUGCCCUCUUUGCCCACAACACCUGUGACUGCGCAUCUCCUGUACACCUCGAAACGCAAGUUCGCCUUUGUGCACAAGGUAUCUGUACGCAGUGCAACAUCGACCUAAUUCCUGCCGCCCCUUUUUAAAAAAAAAAUAAAUUUUCAGUGCCCCCCUGGAAAUCUACCUUCUUUAAUCGCACAAACAGAAAGAUGCAGUGCAUUUGCUGUCAGUAAUCUGUAUUCUGCUCAACGAUUCUUACCAGCAUGAUGGAUUACUAAUCUGCGGAGGUCAGAUGUUCAAGAUGUCUGUCAGUCUCCCCGUAUUCUCCACUGUCCUUAGUGUAUUCCUUUGCGUGAACCCUGAUGUUUUCCCUCCAUUCCAGACACUGGAUGCCACCAUGACGCAUGCGAUCAGCUGACUUCAGAUU
This is a messenger RNA of Pseudophryne corroboree (corroboree frog), 2688 nucleotides long. RefSeq lists its product as uncharacterized. Bases 113 to 2131 code for a protein of 672 amino acids. NCBI's taxonomy places the organism in Eukaryota, Metazoa, Chordata, Amphibia, Anura, Myobatrachidae. The transcript is spliced from 8 exons. The record is from RefSeq and is a predicted model, not a curated record. Gene Ontology annotation, biological process: complement activation, classical pathway; antibacterial humoral response. Gene Ontology annotation, cellular component: extracellular exosome; immunoglobulin complex, circulating; blood microparticle. Gene Ontology annotation, molecular function: immunoglobulin receptor binding; antigen binding.